This is a messenger RNA of Danaus plexippus (monarch butterfly), 1102 nucleotides long. RefSeq lists its product as uncharacterized. The record is from RefSeq and is a predicted model, not a curated record. Gene Ontology annotation, molecular function: NADH pyrophosphatase activity; ADP-ribose diphosphatase activity; NAD binding. The coding region runs from base 114 to 995 and encodes 293 amino acids. NCBI's taxonomy places the organism in Eukaryota, Metazoa, Arthropoda, Insecta, Lepidoptera, Nymphalidae. The transcript has 5 exons.
GUCAAAUCACAAAUGAUGCUUCAAAAUAGUUUUUUUUUAGUACAAAAAAAACUUAAUUAUCAAUAAAUGUAUAAUAAUAAAGUUAUAUAAUAUAACAAGUCAAAACUAAAACAAUGAUUAUUAAUUACAAAGUAAUCAGUAAAUUAAAGGGAUUAAGUUAUUAUCUAAAUCAAAUUCGAAAUUUGACAUGUAAUAGUGCUGUAUAUUCAGCAGACCAGGUCUUAACAGGGGAAUUAGAUAGAUUUAAUGGUAUUACAGUAGAUUCUACUAAGUUUAAUUGUGCAAAAGAUAACUUUAAUGACACUCUACAAAAAUCUUUAAAACAAUGGACUGAAGAACAACGGAAAUGUAUAUGGUUCAAGAUCCAUAUAAUGCAUGCAGACUAUGUCCCAUUACUAGCACAAAAAGGUUUUAAUUUUCAUCAUGCCAGAGAUGAAUACCUCAUGAUGUACAAAUGGUUGCCGGCUGAUAUUCAACCAAAUCUACCACCAGCUUGUCACACAAACCUCGGUGUGGGGGCGCUUGUACUCAAUGAUAGAGAUCAGCUCCUGGCUGUCUCUGAAAAGAAUUAUAAUUACCCCCAUUGGAAAUUACCUGGUGGAUAUGUCGAAAGAGGCGAGGACAUAACCCAUGCAGCCAAACGAGAGGUUUUCGAAGAGACCGGUGUCAAAUCAGAGUUUGAAUCUUUGAUAACAUUCAGACACACUCACAACAUGAUGUACGGAAACUCGGAUAUAUACAUGCUGUUGAUGAUGAAGGCACUUUCACAGGAUAUUAUACUAUCACAGAGGGAGGUUAACGCAUGCAAGUGGAUGGACGUAGCGGAGUACACGACGCACCCUCACGUACAUGACCUCAAUAAAUAUAUUGUUAAAGAAGCUUUGAGAUAUAAAAAGGAGAACGUGGCAUUGGACAUCCAUAAAAAGACCAUGGUGUCACCGCUUGGAGUACGCGAAAUUAAUCUAAUGUUAUUAAAAAAUGGUAGAGGAAAAUAAAACUAUGUAUUGUUUUGUUAUAAAAAUAUGUUAUUUUUGUAUUUGACGUUUGAUUGACGUCUAUCUUUACGAUAAUCUUUUGGUGAAAUUAUAUAUUUUUUGUUUUA